CGGCAGCCGCGUCCCGGAGAGGGGAUGGGCCGGGCCGGGCCGCAGGGACCCACAGCGGACCCCGCGCCUCGCCCCCUCCCUGCAAACCUCACAAAAACCUGCGGGGACACCAACCCUGCUCCCCAGUUUGAUCAAACCACCAGGAUUUCUGAGGAUUAGCCGARCCAGCGAGCCUCCCGAGCCCUGUCCGCUCCAUCCCUCCCCAGCUGGCUGCCCACCGCUGCUUUUUCUGCGAGCUAAGGAAGAACAGCCUUGCUGUUGGUAGAGUGUGCUAAUYGAAAACAUGUUGGCCACCAAGCUGUCCCGCCCUCUCCUGAGCUUCUCUGUAAAAGCCCUGAAUUUCAAGGACCCAGGGAAUGGCUUUAGGCCUGUGCAAAGAUUUUCCUUCCCGCUCUUGUCCCCAUGUGGCAGCCGCUCYUAUGCAAAUGAAGUUGAUCAGAUUGGCAGCAGAGCUGUGCUUAUAACAGGCUGUGACUCAGGGUUUGGAUUUGCCUUGGCCAAGCACCUGCAUGACAAAGGUUUCAUUAUUUAUGCUGGCUGCCUGCAAAAGGACAAAGGAGAGGGYGGCUCCAAGGAGCUGGAUGACAUGAAGAGUGAUCGGAUGAGAACUGUCCAACUCAACGUCUGUGACAGCAAAGAAAUGGACCGGGCAGUGGAGCACGUGCAAAACAGCCUYGAGGACCCAGAGAAAGGGCUCUGGGGGCUGGUGAACAAUGCUGGGAUCUCCACAUUUGGGGAAGUUGAAUUCACCAGYAUGGACACCUACAUGGAGGUAGCUGAGGUGAACCUGUGGGGGACUGUGCGAACCACCAAAGCUUUCCUCCCGCUCAUCCGGAGGUCAAAGGGUCGUGUGGUGAACAUCAGCAGCAUGAUGGGGCGGAUGGGCAGCCCUGCCAGGUCACCCUACUGCAUCACCAAGUUUGGUGUGGAAGCCUUCUCCGACUGCCUGCGCUAYGAGAUGCAGCCCCAGGGAGUCAUGGUCAGCAUCGUGGAGCCCGGCAACUUCAUCGCCGGCACCAACCUGUACAGCCCCGAGCGGAUCAAAGCCAUCGCYGACAAAAUGUGGGACGAGCUCCCCGAGAUCGUGCGCAAGGACUACGGCCGCAAGUACUUCGACGAGCAGGUCAGCAAGAUGGAGUCGUACUGCAACAGCGGCUCGAGGGACACGUCGCCGGUGAUCGAGAGCGUGGCACACGCGCUCACCGCCACGGCCCCCUACACCCGCUACCACCCCAUGGAUUACUACUGGUGGCUGCGCAUGCAGAUCAUGACCCACAUGCCCGCUGCCAUCGCAGACCGGCUCUACGUCUACUGAGGCCUCACACUCAUAAGCUACCCAGGUGGGAAAUAUGUUUUAAAGAGAGCUUUGUACACACUUCCCAUUAGUCCUUUUUAAAUUUUUCUAACCUCA
Messenger RNA from Malurus melanocephalus (red-backed fairy wren), 1411 nucleotides. RefSeq names its product 3-hydroxybutyrate dehydrogenase 1 (gene BDH1). The transcript is spliced from 7 exons. Gene Ontology annotation, molecular function: oxidoreductase activity. The record is from RefSeq and is a predicted model, not a curated record. The coding region runs from base 284 to 1315 and encodes 343 amino acids. NCBI's taxonomy places the organism in Eukaryota, Metazoa, Chordata, Aves, Passeriformes, Maluridae.